AUGACCGACGUCCGUGAGCGUGGCGUAGGCUACGUGCCCGCGCUCGCGCACAAGGACCCGCGCUCAGGCUUCGUCGCGCUGCAGCAGCGCCUGCGCCAUGCGCGCGUCUUCCACGACCACCUCGCCGACUUUAUGGCCGCACAGUGCGAGGCGGAAGAGGCCUACAUCAAGCACCUGCAAAAGGCGGCGAAGCGCUUCGGCGAUCCCGCUCACAUACCCAUCGAGUAUAGGCCCGUGUACGCGUGCCUCGUCGAUCAGUUCGGCCAGCUCGCACAGCUGCACACCGUGUUCGCACGCCAGCUCCAGCGGCAGCACGACAUGCUGCACACGGCGCCCGCCCACGGCGCAUGGUCGGCACUCGCGCGGCACGACGAAGGCAUGGCGCCAUCGAUCCGCGAGCUCCAGUCCCUCGAGUCGCACCUCGCGAAGGACCAGCGCAAGGUCGAGCAGAAACGCACGCCGGCGGCGCAGUCCAAGCUCGACGCCACCCAGGAGGCCCUGCGCCGCGCCCAGGCAGCAUGGCAGAGCCGCGCGCCUAUCGCCCUGCAGGCGUACGAGGCCGCCGACUUGGAGCGCCUGACGAUGCUGCGUGACGCUGCGAUCCACCUCGCGAAGGACCAGAGCGAGCUGGCGCGCGGCCUGUAUGACAUGGCCCGCACGACGGCGCAGGCGGCCAAGGCUUUCGAUCCGCGCGCGGACAUGGCCCGCUUCGUCGGCGUACAGCAUGCGCCCCACGGCAUUGCGCUGCCGUCCGAGUACAUGGACGCCUCGCACCGCUCGCAAGCCGCGCCCGCGGCGAUCGAGACGCCGCCCCAGGUAGGCCCUCGCGAGGCGCGUCCUAUGCCGCCACCUGCGCCCACGGCGAUCGAGACGCCGCCCGCGCCCCACGCGCGAUCCCAGGAGCUGCCGCCCGCACCCCCCGCACCGCCGCAAGCAAUGCCCCAGGAGGUACCCUCGGCGCCGCCUUCUGCGCCUCGCGCCUCGCAUCUCAGCUUCCUGCCCCCCGACGACGCCGCAGAAAUGACGCGCAUCCGCGAGCAGCUCCGGCAACACGCGCGUCCCUCGUCGUCCCGACGCCGCGAGUUCCGUGCAUCUUCGUACGACGUGUCGGAGCACGCGCACCACCCGAUCGUCUCGCCCAUCAUCGGCAGCCCCUUCACCUCGCCCAUGACCGAGGCAUGGCACGAGUCAGCGCCGCCUACGGUGCCAGAACGCGAAGCGGCGCCUGCACCCGUCCCUAUCGACAUCGGCGUGUACGAACGCAUCCAUGCCGUGUGGCGCCAUGGCCUCCUCGAUCAGGUCCGCGUCGUCGGCGAAGUGCGGCUCGCUGCGCCCCGGCCAGUCCGCGCCGUCCUCCGCCUGGCAGGCGACGCCGGCGCUCAGAUCCACGCGGCCGCCGGCGUGACGUGCACGGCCCCGCACGUCUACGAGCUCGAUGUCGGCGACGACAUGUGCGCCCUCGAGUAUGAAGUCCCUCUCGAUCACGGCGACCAGGUCGUCCCGCUACUGCUCCAGACGCAGUGGCGGUGCGAGGCCCAGCAAAGCUUGGUCCUCGUCACGCACCGCCCGAACCCGGCCGUGCCGCCCGCCGUGACAGCCGCGCUCCAGGACGUGUCGUUCCGCAUAUCGCUCCCGAGCGACGCGCACGUCACGGGCGGCGUCAUGAGCGAGCCUAUCGGCGAUUGGGACCCCGCGACGCACACCCUGUCCUGGCACGCGCACGCGCUCGAAGGCCGAAGCGCCGUGCGCUUCCCGCUCGCGACACAGGGCUCGCCGCAAGACGUGCACGCAUCCUGGCGCCUUCCCGCCUACACGAUGAGCCCGCUGGACGUGCACGUCGAGGCGGCCGGCACGCCGCUCGCCGUCGCUCCGAUGCAGCGCCUGACCCUCGCCGGCCGCUACCAAGUCGUUUCAUAG
This is a messenger RNA of Malassezia restricta, 1917 nucleotides long. Its product is annotated as Fes/CIP4, and EFC/F-BAR homology domain protein. Gene Ontology annotation, biological process: septin cytoskeleton organization. The record is from RefSeq and is a predicted model, not a curated record. NCBI's taxonomy places the organism in Eukaryota, Fungi, Basidiomycota, Malasseziomycetes, Malasseziales, Malasseziaceae. The transcript has a single exon. Bases 1 to 1917 code for a protein of 638 amino acids. Gene Ontology annotation, cellular component: plasma membrane; cytoplasm; cell division site.